AUGGAGGAGAGACGAGAGGAUGAAGGGGACAAGCCUGCUCUCACCACACUCAGUUCGGGAGCUGCUGCAGGAGCAGCAGACCCGGUGCACGGCCCGCAGAAUGUGGAGAUCGUGGACAUCCGAGCCCGGCAGCUGACCCUGCAGUGGGAACCCUUCGGCUACGCGGUGACCCGCUGCCACAGGUACAACCUCACGGUACAGUACCAGUACGUGUUCAACCAGCAGCAGUACGAGGCCGAGGAGGUCAUCCAGACCUCCUCCCACUACACCCUGCGUGGCCUGCGCCCCUUCAUGACCAUCCGGCUGAGGCUCCUGCUGUCCAACCCCGAGGGCCGGAUGGAGAGCGAGGAGCUGGUGGUGCAGACGGAGGAGGAUGUUCCAGGAGCUGUUCCUCUAGAAUCCAUCCAAGGGGGGCCCUUUGAGGAGAAGAUCUACAUCCAGUGGAAACCUCCCAAUGAGACCAAUGGGGUCAUCACACUCUAUGAGAUCAACUACAAGGCUGUUGGCUCACUGGACCCGAGUGCCGACCUCUCCAGCCAGAGGGGGAAGGUGUUCAAACUCCGGAAUGAAACACACCACCUCUUUGUGGGUCUGUACCCAGGGACCACCUACUCCUUCACCAUCAAGGCCAGCACAGCAAAGGGCUUUGGACCCCCCGUCACCACGAGGAUCGCCACCAAAAUUUCAGCUCCAUCGAUGCCUGAAUACGACACUGACACCCCGCUGAAUGAAACAGACACGACCAUCACAGUGAUGCUGAAGCCUGCUCAGUCACGGGGAGCGCCUGUCAGGUGA
Ceratotherium simum simum (southern white rhinoceros) is the source of this 795-nucleotide messenger RNA. The record is from RefSeq and is a predicted model, not a curated record. Lineage: Eukaryota; Metazoa; Chordata; Mammalia; Perissodactyla; Rhinocerotidae.